This is a messenger RNA of Mycena indigotica, 2184 nucleotides long. RefSeq names its product Pre-mRNA splicing factor. Gene Ontology annotation, cellular component: precatalytic spliceosome; Prp19 complex; U2-type catalytic step 2 spliceosome. Gene Ontology annotation, molecular function: protein binding. The transcript is spliced from 10 exons. Lineage: Eukaryota; Fungi; Basidiomycota; Agaricomycetes; Agaricales; Mycenaceae. Gene Ontology annotation, biological process: spliceosomal complex assembly; mRNA splicing, via spliceosome. The record is from RefSeq and is a predicted model, not a curated record. Bases 1 to 2184 code for a protein of 727 amino acids.
AUGCAGGACGGAAGAGCACCACGAAUAAAAAAUCGCGCCCCAGCGGCCAUCCAGAUCACUGCUGAGCAACUUCUACGAGAGGCUCAAGAACGUCAAGAAACCGCUUUCCGAGCCCCAAAACAAAGAGUUGAGGAUUAUGAAGAACUUCACGAGUAUCGUGGCAGAAAGCGCUCCGAGUUUGAAGAACGGAUAAGGCGGACAAGAGGAAGCAUUAAAGAAUGGCUCCAAUAUGCCAACUGGGAAGCCAGUCAAAACGAAUUUGCUCGUUCCCGAUCCGUUUUCGAGCGUGCUCUGGAUGUAGACCCUCGGAGUAUCCAACUCUGGAUGAGCUACACGGAAAUGGAGCUCAAAUCUCGCAACGUUCAGCAUGCACGAAAUUUAUACGACCGUGCAGUCACUCUUCUGCCGCGCGUGGACCAGAUGUGGUACAAAUACGUCUAUCUCGAAGAGCUCCUGCAGAAUGUCCCAGGCGCCAGACAAGUGUUUGAGCGAUGGAUGCAAUGGGAACCAGACGACAAGGCAUGGCAAGCCUACAUUAAGUUGGAGGAGCGUUAUGGUGAACUCGAUCGUGCGAGUGCCAUCUAUGAAAGAUGGAUUGCAGUCCGUCCAGAACCCCGUGUUUGGGUUAAAUGGGGAAAAUUCGAGGAAGAGCGGGGCAAGCUGGACAAAGCACGAGAAGUCUUCCAAACCGCUCUUCAGUUCUUCGGCGAUGAUGAGGAGCAAAUCGAAAAGGCCCAGGCUGUCUUUGGCGCGUUUGCUAAGAUGGAGACGCGACUGAAGGAGUACGAACGAGCACGAGUCAUUUACAAGUUUGCUCUGGAUCGAAUCCCUCGCUCAAAAUCCGCCACCUUAUACGCAUCAUAUACCAAGUUCGAAAAACAACAUGGCACCCGUACAACCUUAGAGAACACGGUUCUCGGUAAACGACGAAUUCAGUACGAAGAUGAGAUAACCCAAGACGGCCGCAAUUAUGAUGUCUGGUUCGACUAUGCGCGGUUAGAAGAAGGUGCCUGGCGAGACCUCAAGGCAGAAGGCUCAACGACAGAAGAGCUAGAAGCCGCUACCUCCCGUGUACGAGAAAUAUACGAACGAGCCAUUGCGCAGAUUCCUCCAGGAAGCGAAAAACGACAUUGGAGACGGUAUAUAUUCCUGUGGUUGGAUUAUGCCUUGUUCGAGGAAAUCGAAACCAAGGACUAUACCCGGGCCCGACAAAUCUACCAAGAAGCUGUCAAGCUCGUACCCCACAAACAAUUCACAUUUGCCAAGUUAUGGCUGAUGUUCGCCAAAUUUGAGAUACGGAGGUUAGACCUGCAAGCCGCAAGAAAAAUUCUCGGUGUCGCUAUUGGCAUGUGCCCCAAAGAAGCCCUUUUCAAGGGGUACAUCGAGCUUGAAAUCGAGCUACGAGAAUUCGAUCGCGCGCGACAAUUAUACCAAAAAUACCUUGAAUUUGACUCCGCCAAUGCUGCCGCCUGGAUCAAGUUUGCAGAGCUCGAAUCACAGCUUCAAGACUUUGCACGAACACGCGGCAUCUUUGAGCUGGGUGUAUCUCAAAAUUCAUUGUCGAUGCCCGAACUGCUUUGGAAAGCGUAUAUCGACUUUGAAAUCGAAGAGGGCGAACGCGAAACAGCACGUGGUCUCUAUGAGCGACUGAUAAAGCUCAGCGGCCAUGUCAAAGUCUGGAUAUCGUACGCCAUGUUCGAAGCCGAACCCAUUCCUAUACCUCGAGCACAACGCGAUGAGGAAGACGAGGAAGCUGAGGUACCGAUGGCCGAGGGAGACCUGACAUUGGCGCGCCAGGUCUUCCAACGAGGCUACAAGGACCAAAAGGACAAGGGACUCAAAAGCGAGCGUGUUGCAUUGCUGGAAGUCUGGAAGACGUUCGAGGAAAGCCAUGGCUCUGAAGAAGAUGUCGCCAAGGUCCAGGGUAUGAUGCCAAUCGUCAGCAAGCGAAGACAUGUCGAUCCAGAGACUGGUCAAACAGUCGAAGACUGGGACAUGGUUUUCGCUGAUGACGAGCGCGAGUCAAAUCCGACAACUUUUGCCUUCUUGCGGAACGCGCAUGCUUGGAAAAACUCGCAAAGCAAGGGUGGUGCUGGGCUGUUGUCUGGAUUUACCGCUGCUGCUGCUGCUACGGGGGAUGCGGAGAGCGAUGUUGCGAGCUCUAACGGUGACGAGUCGGAUUAG